GUUGAAUAAUUUAAUAAAUCAUAUUUCCAAGUCUUUACUGCUCGGGGACGCCAAUUUGACAAAUAACCUUGCGGUCUAGGCGCGUUUGCAAUUGAAGAGUUAUACCGAAAUAAAUACACACUUUCAAUUGUAUUUGUUUAUUUGUAAUUUAUAUGUUAUUGAAUUGAGUUUGAUAAUUUUUUAUAUUCGAAACAACUAUGGCUUUAGCUUAAGUUGUAAUGUUUGAAAAAUUAAGAAUAUUAUUCUAUUUAUUUUUAACAUUGUUUAUACCAUAUCUCCUACAAGAAUACAUUUCCACAAUAUUAAUAAAUAAAAUAGGGAAUUGUAAAAAUUGUCGGUAUUGUAAUAAAUGAAAAUGAUGUGUUUAUUGUAUCUCUUACUUCUGCUUUUUAAUUUAAGUUGUGUUUUAUCUGAAGUAAGUGUAAAAUUCGUAUUCAUCAUUGAGAAUCACGAACAAGAUUUAACUCAAAAAAUUGGUCGAGCAUUAAAGUCUGCGGAAGAAAUGAAAACAGGUGUUCGUCUUAGUGAUUCUAUCGUGUUAUUAGACAGAGAAAACGAAGAGGAAAGCUACAGACUGUUAUGUUCAUCAGUUUCGAAGGGUGUUUCUAUGAUAGUAGAUAUAUCUUGGUUUCCUUGGGAAAAGGCAGAAGAGUUAUCUUCUGUAAUCGGUGUCCCAAUAGUUAGGACUUUAUUGGGUCCUCAGCAGUUGGUUACCGCUUUGGAUAACUAUCUGGAAUCAAGAAAUGCUACGGAUGCUGCAAUUAUUGUUGAAAGUGAGAUCGAUGUGGAUAAAACUCUGUAUGAGUUGCUUGGGAGCUCUAACGUACGCGUUUGGGUACACGCGGGAUUAUCGCGGGAGUCGGCCAAGGCGUUAAAGACCAUGCGGCCAGAACCCAGCUUCUAUGCAAUAGUAGGAGACAGCGAGUUUGUUUUUAAUACGUAUAAAAGAGCAGUGAAAGAGAAGUUAGUGCGCAGAAAUUAUCGCUGGAAUCUGGUCAUCACGGACUAUGUGGAAUCGUCGUAUAUAGAAUUUAGCCAACUCAUUCUCCCUACGAUGUUUCUGCAAGUGGAUCCUGCAGAGUGCUGCAGGGUUAUUAAUCAGAAGGACGAAUGCAGCUGUCCGCCGAUGCAGAAAAAUCAAAUCAUUUUAAACUCAUUAAUAGUGUACAUAGUUGAGGUAUACUCAAAGUUGGAUGACUCAACAGUAACGGUUCGUGUGGACUGCGAAGAUCUACAGGCUGAACUGAACAGUACAAGAGACAAGUUGUACAAACAAUUUGCAGAGGAUACUGAAAAUAACGAAACAAUAUUCUAUUGGAUUGAGGAUAGAUCUAGUCUUCUAUUGCGUUCUCGCUUUAUAUUAUAUACAUACAUUUCCGAUGAGGGUCUAACAAAAGUAGCCAGCUGGUUCGCUGGUGAAAAUUACAAGCUUCUACCCGGAGUUACUUUGGAACCAUUGAAGAUGUUUUUUCGAAUUGGAACCGCUCUUGCAGUGCCAUGGACUCUACCCAAAUUACAUCCAGACACAGGUGAACAAUUGGUAAACGAAGAAGGGCAGCCUCUUUAUGAGGGAUAUUGUAUCGAUUUAAUAGAAAAAUUAUCAGAGGCAAUGAAUUUUGAAUACGAGAUCGUAACACCCAAAGUUGGGGGAUUCGGUAAAAAGUUACCAAACGGAACGUGGGACGGAGUGGUGGGAGAUCUCAUGGUUGGGGAAACAGAUAUAGCAGUUGGCGCUUUGACCAUGACAGCCGAACGGGAAGAAGUUAUAGAUUUCGUUGCGCCUUAUUUCGAACAAACGGGAAUUCUUAUAGUGAUUAGGAAACCAAUACGCAAGACGUCACUGUUCAAGUUCAUGACAGUACUGCGCACGGAGGUGUGGCUGAGCAUCGUGGCGGCGCUUGUGCUCACCGGCUUCAUGAUCUGGUUGCUGGAGAAGUACUCUCCGUACUCGGCCAGGAACAACCCCGACGCGUAUCCGUAUCCUUGCAGAGAAUUCACCCUGAAGGAAAGUUUCUGGUUCGCUCUGACGUCGUUCACGCCUCAGGGAGGAGGCGAAGCUCCGAAGGCGCUGUCAGGGAGGACUCUAGUGGCCGCGUACUGGUUGUUCGUUGUUCUCAUGCUCGCAACGUUCACUGCUAACUUGGCAGCUUUCCUUACUGUGGAGAGGAUGCAGACGCCAGUAUCUUCUCUCGAGCAACUGGCCAGGCAGUCUCGUAUUAACUACACCGUGGUGGAGAGCUCCAGCGUUCACCAGUACUUUAUUAACAUGAAGUUUGCAGAAGACACACUUUACAGGGUGUGGAAAGAAAUCACAUUAAAUGCAACAUCAGACCAGGCGCAAUACAGGGUGUGGGACUACCCCAUCAGGGAACAAUACGGACAUAUCCUGCUGGCUAUCAAUGCAUCAGGUCCAGUACCCGACGCUAAGACAGGCUUCCAACAGGUCAACGAGCACGCUGACGCAGACUUCGCGUUCAUUCAUGAUUCAGCUGAAAUUAAAUACGAAGUAACCAGAAACUGUAACCUGACCGAAGUGGGAGAGGUAUUCGCGGAACAGCCAUACGCCAUCGCCGUGCAGCAAGGCUCCCGGCUGCAGGAGGAUAUAUCCAGAGCUCUGCUUGAGCUGCAGAAGGAACGGUUCUUGGAGCAGAUGGCUUCCAAGUAUUGGAACGAGACGGCGAGACAAGCCUGUCCUGAUGCUGAUGAAUCGGAGGGGAUUACUUUGGAGAGCUUGGGCGGCGUCUUCAUUGCCACUCUAUUUGGUCUGGGUUUAGCGAUGAUAACUUUAGCCUGGGAAGUCCUCUACUACAAACGCAAAGAGAAGACCAAAAUCCAUACACUAGACGUAAAACCAAAGCCAAAACCUUUCGCGCAAACAAAGAAAAAUCUAGAAAAACUGACGGGGGUAGUUAAAUUGAGAAAGAGGGAUGUUGCCAAAACUGCUAAGCUGGGUAAAGAUACAGUGACCAUCGGUGAUACUUUCAAGCCGGCUAAAGGUGUUUCAUAUAUAAGCGUUUUUCCUAAAAAUGAAUAUAGGCCGUAAGUUGUUCUUUGCGUGCAACAUUACAUAGUUAGUAGUUCGGGUAAGGAAAGGGCGAGGCGUACAUUAUGUAAUUAUAAGCUUAGAAAAAUCAUCAAUCAUCAUCGGGAACUUUUUGAAAAAAAUGAUGGCUGCACAGCUUCACUCUAGUAUUAGUACGUAAAUACAUUGUAUUAAGGUAGUAAUUUGCUUUUAGAAAAAAAAAUAGAGAUGCAAGCAAUAUUAACAUGGAUAAUAUUAUAAUAUUAAGUGCCUUGUAGUGGUAGUAAGUAAAGGAAGAAAUAAAAAUAUUCAUGAAAUAUAACAAGUGUUUUAUUU
This is a messenger RNA of Manduca sexta (tobacco hornworm), 3358 nucleotides long. It is a transcript of the gene Ir8a, whose product is annotated as ionotropic receptor 25a. Gene Ontology annotation, molecular function: transmitter-gated monoatomic ion channel activity involved in regulation of postsynaptic membrane potential; glutamate-gated receptor activity. NCBI's taxonomy places the organism in Eukaryota, Metazoa, Arthropoda, Insecta, Lepidoptera, Sphingidae. The transcript has 18 exons. The record is from RefSeq and is a predicted model, not a curated record. Gene Ontology annotation, cellular component: postsynaptic membrane; plasma membrane. Bases 350 to 3043 code for a protein of 897 amino acids. Gene Ontology annotation, biological process: modulation of chemical synaptic transmission; synaptic transmission, glutamatergic; monoatomic ion transport.